Molecule: messenger RNA, 1908 nt
Organism: Erigeron canadensis
Lineage: Eukaryota; Viridiplantae; Streptophyta; Magnoliopsida; Asterales; Asteraceae
Product: probable E3 ubiquitin-protein ligase RHC2A
Exons: 1
Coding region: 567-1727 (386 amino acids)
Biological process (GO): protein ubiquitination
Cellular component (GO): cytoplasm
Molecular function (GO): ubiquitin protein ligase activity
Source: RefSeq, a predicted model, not a curated record
CCUCCCUUCACACCGGAUAGAUUCCCUUUUUAUUUCACCGGUUAUGCUCUUAUCUUUUUAUAUUUCAAUUUCAAGAUAUCAUAUCCAUGGUUUAUAUCAUUAAUUUCUUGAUUGAAGAUUCUUUUUCUCAAUUUAUACAAUUUUCAUCUUCUGUUCACUGUAUUUAGCCUUCAUUUUUUCCCCACCAAGAUUCAUCAUUUCAAGAAAAAGAUUCGGUUUAUGAGCCUUUUUAUUGAAUAGAAUACUCAAAUCGAAAUUUGGGGUUUGUGUUUUUGCUUAUUACAAUAAAAGAUUCGCUCUUUGAGGAUAUUUAUUGAAUAAAAAGCAGUUCUAUUGAUCUGGGGUUUGUUUUUUUGUUACAAAGAUUAGAAAAAGUCCCGACCUUAUAAGAUUUUUGAAGUUUAAUCAGGAUAAUCGAUCCGGGGUUUGUGUUUUUGCUAUAAAGAAUUAUCAUUCGAAGAAAAAGAUUCAACCUUUGAGGUUUUAUUGAAGAAAAAUCAGGUAAAUAGAUCUGGGGUUUGUGUAAUUUUGUCAUAUUUAUAGAUAUAAAGAUUUAUUAUAUAUAGAUGUCAACGGUUGGUUCAUCUUCAUCAUCAUACUGGUGCUACAGAUGCAACCGAUUCAUUAGGGUUCGAACCAAUAUCCAAGAUUCAUCUUUAUCUUGCCCUGAUUGCAAUAGUGGAUUUAUAGAAGAAAUUAAUAGUCCCACCAGAUUAAAUCGGUUCCCAGCUGCUGCUAUGUACAUGGUCGGAAACGGGCAACAAAGCCCGGGUCCGGCACCUAGCCCGCCGCUGCUACGGCGGGCUAGAAGGACCACCGGAGAACGGUCACCGUUUAAUCCGGUAAUCGUUCUCCGGGGUCCCACAUCCACUCCGGAAGAACCUACUACCGAGGAACCUAGUACUGGUGGUGGGUUUGAAUUGUAUUAUGAUGAUGGAGCCGGGUCGGGUCUAAGACCAUUACCCGCUAGCAUGUCGGAGUUUUUGCUCGGGUCGGGUUUCGAUAGGUUAUUGGAUCAGCUGUCCCAGAUUGAAGGGAAUGGGUUAGGGAGAAUUGAUAGUAAUCCACCUGCUUCAAAAGCAGCCAUUGAAGCAAUGCCAACUAUUGAGAUUUUAGAAAACCAUGUUUUGAUUGAAUCAUAUUGUGCUGUUUGUAAAGAACCAUUUGAAUUAGGAUCCGAAGCGAAAGAAAUGCCUUGUCAACAUUUGUAUCAUUCUGAAUGUAUAUUACCUUGGCUUGCUUUACGAAAUUCGUGUCCCGUUUGCCGCCAUGAAUUACCAACUGAAACUGUGGAUUCAUCUAAUGUUAACCGGGCUCAUAAUGAUACAAAUAGCCAAUCCGGGAACGAAGAGGAAGCCGUGGGUUUGACUAUAUGGAGAUUACCGGGUGGAGGGUUUGCGGUUGGGAGGUUUUCGGGUGGCAGACGAGGCGGUGAGAGGGAAUUACCAGUGGUUUUUACGGAAAUGGAUGGCGGAUUUAACAACAAUGGGGUUCCUAGAAGGAUUUCUUGGGCUUCGAGAGGGAAUGUUGCUCGAGAACGGAAUGGGUUGGGCAGGAUAAUACGCAAUUUGUUUUCGUGUUUUGGAGGCGGGUUUUUGAGAAAUGAAAGAAGGGCGUUGGCUUCAAGUUCGAGUUCAAGCUCUGAUGACCGAGUUAGCCAUAGGAGUCGCUCAUUGUCAUCGACAGUUAGUGGUUCUUCACGUAGACGCAGGACUCACUUUCGAUGAUCACACCGAGCCACGAAGAUUACAAACUUGGUCAAAGCUUAAUGUAUGUAAAUACCAAAACAUGCGGAGAUUACAACCUAUGAAUCUUUUUUUAGAGUAUUUAUUUUGCUUAGUUAUUAAUUUGUUACAUGAAUUAUUUUUUUAUAAAAUUAAAUUCAACCGACGAAAGCUUUUUAUGUCA